UUCAUUAGACAAUCAAAUGGAUUCUGCAGCAACAGGUGAACACGCCGAAUAGUAUAUAACGGUACAGGCCUAAGCCAGGAGCAUUUAUUACAGCUAUACAGUGUCGAGGUCGAAGCGACAGCCAUCACCAGGUCUAGCCUUGGGAAGUUAAGCAUAAAAGCAGCCAAACGGUCUCUUCCCGUAGGACUACUGUCAUCCACGUUCCCGUAGACCAGUGCUAUACUACCCCUCAGCGACGAUCCCCUGCACCAAACUACCAUAGCAAGAUGUUUCAGACAAGUUUCGCAGUAAUUCUGCCUUUCAUGACGGCAGUGAUAGUUAUGUUUUUUGGACAGUCUGGUGCAGCCACUUUAGGCCACUACGGCGCUGAUCCGACCAAGGUCUCGGUGAGUGGCGUGUCUUCCGGGGCUGCCAUGGCCGUGCAGCUUCAUGUCGCUUUCUCUUCCUCCAUCAUGGGGGUCGGUGCAGUGGCCGGAGUGCCGUACUACUGCGCUCAAGGGAGCGCACUGAGAGCCACCUUGUAUGAAUGUUCGGCGGCUGGGGAUCCAUCUGAUGUCGACAUACAAUUUCUGAAGUCCAAGACAGAGACAUGGGCCAGUAGCGGCAAAGUGGACAGCACAAGCAACUUAGCAUCAAGCAGGGUCUAUUUGUUCAGUGGAACCAACGAUUUUGUGGUAAAACAAGGUCUUGUACACAAACUAGAAGAUUACUAUAGUGAGUUCAUCUCGAACACAGACAACAUCAAAACGGUGUACAACCAACCGGCUGGUCACGCAUUCAUCACUGACGACUACGGAGCCCUUUGUGGGUUCACCGUAGCUCCCUUCAUCAACGAUUGUAACUAUAAAAUGGCCUACCACAUCUUGAAGCACAUAUAUGGCAACCUUGAGGAACCAACGAGCAGCACUACAGCAAGCGGACAGUUACUGGAUUUCUCCCAGACAACGUUUUUUCCGUUUUACUAUUCCAUUUACCGUCCCAUGAUGUACACUGGGUACAUCUACGUACCAACUGGAUGCCAGUCGUCUACGUCAAACUGCAAACUGCAUGUGGCUCUCCACGGAUGUUCGCAGACGACGGAUCUGAUAUUGAACCAGUUCUACACGAAGACAGGUUUCAACGAGGUGGGCGAAUUAAACAACAUCAUCAUCCUGUACCCGCAAGCAAAGCGCAAUUCUUUCUUGGGUAACACCGCUGGUUGCUGGGACUGGUGGGGCUACUCGGGCAAUGACUACGCAACCAAGACUGGUUGGGAGAUGAAAGCCAUCAAGGGAAUGAUCGAUCGCAUUCUGGAGUAGCAGAUUCCAGACGAAGACGUGGUAUGCGUCUCGAAGGCGUGGUUUAGGCUACCGUCGUGCCCAGACUUAUGCCUUGGCAAAGAUGUGGAAUUUGAAGGAUAUCAGUUUUUAGAAACCGUAGCAAUAAGUAAAGGUAGUGCAUGCUAAUAAAUUGAAGUUAACUCAAAUGACAUGUUUAUUCAUAGUCACAUUAGCAGCAGAAAUGAUGCAUUAAUCAGGUAUCAUCAGUAAUUGUAUACUAGGGUAUAUUUUAAGACAACCUCAGAAGUUUGAUACCAAAAACGAUAAGGGAAUAGUAGCACACAGACUCUGAUAAAUGGACAAAGGAGGGAAACAUGGGGAAUUUUCCGACAGUCAUUCCAAACCAGGGAUUAAAGCGCACUAAAAUGCACAACUCCAAAAUCAGAAUGUUCAUUACCAUAUCCAACCAAUUUUUGGCAGAAGUAGUUGGUAGGGCAACAAACAAAAUGACGAAACACGUCAAAAAAGACAACUAGCGAAAGGUAGAACAAAGACCAAAUAAAAAAAGCAAAUGUUUCGAAUUUGGAUGUGUUCCUUCUCCUACCCCAGUUUUUCCUGACUACUUUUAUCUGCAUACCAAGCAUUUUGAAGUUGAAAUCGGAGUAUGUGCUUGAUGCUGUACAUUUAAUUUGACUGCAAACAGGUGAGUGAAUGAAGUUUUUCUGAUGUGUUGCCUAUGCUGUUUCCAUCAGGGGAUACAUUGUUAGAAUUAACAUCAAAGAUGUUUAGUAUUCAGGCUACCUGUAUUUAGAAAAAGUGGUUUUCUGUUGCGUCUGAACUACAAAUGUACGUGGUUUACAUUUCCUCUCUGGUUUAAUGCCGAAAUAAAAAUUGAGAAAUGAAA
Acanthaster planci (crown-of-thorns starfish) is the source of this 2163-nucleotide messenger RNA. RefSeq lists its product as uncharacterized. The record is from RefSeq and is a predicted model, not a curated record. NCBI's taxonomy places the organism in Eukaryota, Metazoa, Echinodermata, Asteroidea, Valvatida, Acanthasteridae.